CGACUAUAUUACUGUUAUCACACUGCGGCGACUAAGAUGCCAAAUGAAACCCGCGAUUUCGGUGACUUGAGGGUUACGCUUACCAAAGAAUUCGACUGGAAGUAUAGCGAUUCUGAGACGGGCUCGACGAGGGACGGGUCUUUCUACCAUGCAAAGUCCCAGGGCGACUUGCGUCCCUUGGGUUCUUUCUGCACUCCAAACUAUGAAGCAGUUCACAACAUAAGAGCAACGCUUUUGGUGGGCAAUGCUUCCAACGGCUCCGGAAAGCCAGCCGUUGCUAGUCCCACUGGUUACACAAAGACGUGGUGGGACCGCGGUGCUGGGGGUAAACAUGACGGCGCGAUCUGGAGGCCCAGCGCACCCUCUGGUUACGUCGCACUGGGAGAUAUCUGCACGAAUAGCUACAGUACUCCAAGCACAUCCGCCAUAUGGUGCGUCCGAUCGGACCUUGUCUUGCAAUCCGACUUCGGUGCGGACAACGUCUGGAGCGAUAGUUAUUCUGAAGCCAAGAUGGAUGUCUCCGUUUGGCCGAUUGUCAAACCCCAAAUGAGCGUGGACGGCUCCGAUAAGAUUCCAGUUCUUACCUGUCUGUUCAUUGCCAACUCGGGAUACAGCAAGCCUGAAUACAGUCGUGCCAAAGUCCUCGGACUGCCCGUUCCGAAGGAUUUCAAACGCUUCAGCGCAGACCUGCCAGUAUUCACCAAGGAUAAGAUUCCUCGUGAAGGAGACGUAUUCGAUGAGCUGGCGCAGUGCGCGGUCACAUUGCCCUUCACUGCCUUCUUCCCCCCAACGGACAAGUCGUGUCUGAAUCUGAUAUCUCAUCCAUUCAUCACGCUCCAAAGACGUACUGCAUGGUACGUUGAAGACGUGGCCAGGAACGCUGCCGACCAAUCCGGGACUCACUCAACGAAAAUCACCAAGGGCGUUUCUGCGUCCCAGUCGCAAGAAAUGACGCACUCGGCUGGUGUGUCGAUCACAAGCUCCUUCGGAAUUAAGGCUAUUGGCGGAGGCGUAGACGUCACCCUCAACUACCAAUUCACGGCGUCGCAAUCCUAUUCGUCGAGUGAAUACCAAGAGACUGAGAAAACGCAUACCUUCAAUAUUGGGCCUCAAACGGUUCUCGUCCUUCUCACUGACCGUGUAUGGAUACAGGCUACCCGCAGUGAUGGCUCUGCGACUCUACAUCGAAUUGGAUACAACGCUACCGACGACUUGAGUAGGACUGAGAUCAAGCUUAAGUAGAAGGAGCUUUCUGCUGCUAUUUCCCAGUUGCUUGUGCUAUUUUGUGCUGUAUGCCAACCGUACGAUUCAGUCGCUUAGUAUCUGCUCAUGUUAUCCUUUACUGUAUGCUAGCUACACAAUCCAUUCAUUUAGUGUCUGCAACUUUAGUCUCACUCUUAUUU
Molecule: messenger RNA, 1403 nt
Organism: Alternaria alternata
Lineage: Eukaryota; Fungi; Ascomycota; Dothideomycetes; Pleosporales; Pleosporaceae
Exons: 1
Coding region: 37-1242 (401 amino acids)
Source: RefSeq, a predicted model, not a curated record